This is a messenger RNA of Brassica napus (rape), 3372 nucleotides long. RefSeq names its product iron-sulfur cluster assembly protein 3. Gene Ontology annotation, molecular function: 2 iron, 2 sulfur cluster binding; ferrous iron binding. The transcript has 3 exons. Gene Ontology annotation, biological process: intracellular iron ion homeostasis; iron-sulfur cluster assembly. The record is from RefSeq and is a predicted model, not a curated record. Gene Ontology annotation, cellular component: cytoplasm; mitochondrial matrix. NCBI's taxonomy places the organism in Eukaryota, Viridiplantae, Streptophyta, Magnoliopsida, Brassicales, Brassicaceae.
GUUUUGUCGUAAGUUAUUUGUAAAACUUGAAUAGGCAUACCAUGGCUCGCGUGUCAGUAGAUAAUGUUUGGCAAUUUCAUAUUUGAUUCUUUCUUGUUUCAUUUGAUUUUUUUAGUGUUUCAACAAUUUAGUUUAUCUUCAUUCGCCACUAUUCGCCCGGUGAUGUCUACCUAGAAGGCCAAAAUUGCGUGGCCAGAUGUGUGCAAACCGAAGAAAGGAGGGUUAGGGCUGAGAUCGCUUGAAGAAGUAAACAGAGUUUCCUGUCUGAAGUUGAUAUGGUGUAUUCUGUCCUCCAGAUCAUCCAUGUGGGUUCAAUGGAUACAUAAAUAUCUCAUCAGGAAAGGUUCCUUUUGGAGUGUAAAAGAAUCAUGUUCUUUAGGCUCUUAGAUGUGGAAGAAAUUGUUAAAACUCAGACCUCUUGCCAUGCCGCUUACUCGAGUGGAAGUUUGUAACGGUUCAACGACUUCCUUCUGGUAUGACAAGUGGUCUCAGUUGGGGGUGAUCAAUUUAACUGGUGAAAGGGGUUGUAUAGAUCUUGGGGUCUCGAUACACGCUAUGGUGGAGAGGGCGGUCCAAUCUUACCGAAGAAGAAGGCACAUAACUACUGUCCUGCUGCAAAUUGAGCAAGAGAUUUUGAGGCUCAGAGCUCUAGGCCUCAGCCAGCAGGAUGAUAUGGCUCUUUGGAAACGGGAGAAUGAUGUAUUCCAACAAGGUUUCGAGUCUUCCCAAACGUGGAACCUGAUCAGAGCGCAAUCACCUCAUGUUCCAUGGUUCAAAGGGAUCUCGUUUAAAGAAGCUACUCUCAAGUUUUCCUUCCUCACGUGGUUAGCUGUACACAACAGACUAUCAACUGGGGAUAGGAUUCUCAAGUGGAACCCUCAAGCUUUCUCUAUCUGUUGGCUGUGCAAAACAGCUACUGAAACGAGAGACCAUUUAUUUUUUGAUUUCUCUUUCUCCAAGGAAGUUUGGAUUGUAACAAUCAGAGGCCUGGCAGGUGUAGGUGUACCGGCCCAAUGGUCUGUCCUAUUGCAAAGACUGGUGACUGGUCUACAAGAUAGUACCAAAACUUCCUCUUCCGCUACUGACAGCCCAUGCUAUUUGGCAUGAGAGGAACACUCGCCGGGUGGGAGAAAGCCAUCAAUCCCCUGCUCGCCUUCUUAGUCAUUUGGAUAAGAUGAUUAGAAACAUGAUCUCUUCCUUACGAAAGCAAGCGGGAGGCAGACAUGAAAAAGCCAUGGAGAUAUGGUUUGGGAGUAGAUGAUUCUUUCAUUUUUUCCUUUUAAAAGUUUCUAUAAGUUUCUAUAGGCUUAUUUUCUACACAAAGUAGCAUUAGGUUGUACAAAAGUUUUUGAAGUGAAUAAAUUUAAAAUUCUUAAAAAAAAAAAGUCAUCGUUCAUCUUUUUCCAUUUUAAUGUAUUUGAACACUAUACUAGUCUAUCUAAGAUAACUUCAACCUUUUGAUGGACCCAUAAUCUACAUACAAUUUACUUUUUCAACAAUGUAAAUACACAUUUCUUUGACCAUGUCCAAAUCGAGUAACUUAAACUCGAAGUCAUCUCACGUUAUCAAGACUCGUUCCUUUGACAUCCACAUCCAUCGUGUAUAUCCCAUCCGAAAUUGUCUAUCUUUCACGUAUACGAUAAACUUCUAUAAACGUACUCAUCAAUUUCAAUAACUUGCUUAUUCUUUAAAGCGAUGAUGCUAGUAAUCCAAACUGCUAAAAGGAAUCAAAACUGCACCGUAAACUGCUAAAAGGGUUCUCAUAAUUGCUUUCAAGUAAAGAAACAACAAUGAUUGAUAUAUGUAAAAUAUUUGUAUUCCUUCUCUCAUUUUUCUAUGAGAAUACAAGAGGGCACUAUUCAAUAGAUGAUUUGUAAGGACUUGAUAAUAUCUACACUACAUGAAAAAUCUAACAAAGGAAUGACCAAAACAUUAAAAAUUAUUAUGACGAAUGAUCAUACUAUUAUUUAGCAGAUUGUUUUUUAUUCGGUAAACCGCACUUGUAUCCAGAGCCUGUCCACUAUACGUCUAUUAAGUGGAUCUCCAGGCAGGAUAUGAUAAGAUUAUUUUUUAGGGGGGAAUACUACCAGAAACUAUUACACACAUAUAUAGCUUAUUUUAGUACCAAAAUAGAGUAUACAAGGAGCUUGGUUUGAAUUAUGAAGCUGUUAACCUUUUCACGUUUUCCAUUGGGAUAAUAGACCACACUUUUACUUCUGGACAUGUAAUUUUCUUGAGAAAUUUCUGGACAUGUAAUUAUUAGGACCGUAUUUGUUUGUUUGUAAACUUUGUUAGUUAUACAUCUUUCGAGUACUAGAACUUUCAACUAAUUUUCCAGUAUUUAAUUGCAUCUUCCUUUAAUGUUUUUAUCUAACGUGUAAAUGAUUUUUUUUUCUUUCUAAUGUGUAAUUUCUGUAAAGCCACCUUCAUUAUGUAUUAUUUCCUUUUUAUAAAAGUGAAUUUUCCAUCAGAUGUUUAUUUGUUCCAAAUAUAUUUCUAAAGAACUCCUUCACAAGUUAAAAGUACUUUUUAACCACCGUGUAAUGUUGUUACAAAAAAAAAAAAAAAAAACCCGCCGUGUAAUGUUAUUUCAACCGAACAUCCCCAUAUAUAUAUUGACCAUUUAACCUAAGCCUGGAGAGAAACCCCUAGAAUUUCAAAAGAAUUUCAACAGAGAGAUUAAACAAUAACGAUGUUAAGGCAAACAGCGAGAAGGUCUCUUUUAGGGAUUUUUUCAUGAAACUCUAAACCAUUCCCUAUUGCUUCUCGAAUGUACCAUCCAAUUGUGAUCGACCAUUUUGAUAAUCCCCGAAACGUUGGAUCAUUCAAUAAGAAUGAUCCUAACGUUGGCACUGAAUUUGUAGGAGCUCCUGCCUGUGGAGAUCUAAUGAAGCUUCAGGUUAAGUUUGAUGGUUCCGGUAAAAUCGUUGAUGCUCGAUUCAAGACCUUUGGUUGAGGCUCCGCCAUUGCCGCUUCCUCCCUUGGUAUCGCGACUGAAUGGGUCAAGGGAAAAUCCAUGGAGGAAGUCUUAACCAUAAAGAACUCGCAAAUCGCAAAGCAUCUAUUUUUGCCACCGGUAAAGCUACAUUGCAGUAUGCUCGCAGAAGACGCCAUCAAAGCAGCAGUUAAAGACUACCAGAAGAAGCAAGCCGAGGCUAAUGGAGAAACCUUUAAGGCCUGAUUACACCAAACUGUAUUUUGGAUCAUGAGAUGAAACUGAGGGAUGUAAUCGAAGAAGAGUUUUCAACUUAUUGUUAUGUUUGGUUGAUCUAGUUUUGAGCUGUACUUGUUAAGUGGCUCUGAUUUAAACAUAUAUGAGGAAAAGUUGAGUUGUUCUGAUUUUUUUUUCAACAAGUGGUUCUGAUUUAAACA